AUGGCCCGCGCCGCUACUGCCACCUCUUCCAACAACAGAGACGACCAAGAUAACUCACAGGCGCAGGACACAAAAGCCAGUAAGCGGCGCUGUGUCCAGUCGGCUUGUGUGCCCUGCCGGAAACGCAAGUCCAAAUGUGACGGUGGUACACCUGUGUGCGCGACUUGCACUGCCGUCUACAAGACUGAAUGUCACUACGAUGCUGAGAGCGAGAGUCGUCGCACUAAGGCUGCUCCGACGAUCGCAAACAAUACUGGGAUCAAGCGCGACGCCUCCCUUGUCGCCGCCUCCAGCCCUGAGAAUGUCUCGAGCGCCGAAUUUAUCGUCAAUUCGCUGAGACAUCUACCUGACGAGCAUGUCCAAGAAUUUCUCAAUCAUAUUCGAAGAGACCCCAGCCUCGACCUCACCUCUCUAGCUGAAACAUGGCGCAAGAACGUGACGUUGACGCAGAGCGAGCCCGUCGACGUUCAAAGCCUCGAGUCAGAUCUUAGUGUGCUGCUUGGGAAGCCAUCUGUUACAUCCACCGGCCAGAGCAGACACUUUGGACAUUCCGCAAGCCUAGGCCUGGUACCCGAAGAUGAGGAUUUCGGUGGCGGGCGGCUGCGUACCAACAGCGUGAAGCUAGAGCGUCAAGGGUCAACAUGGACCAACGUAACCGAUGACCUGGCCUUUGUUGAGACGCUGCUUGACCUCUAUUUCACCUGGAGUCAUCCCUUCUAUGUGCUCUUCAGCCGAGAGUGCUUUUACAAGGACUUCAGAGCGGGACGCGACAAGUAUUGCUGCUCUCUACUGGUCAAUGCUAUAUGCGCAUAUGCAUGUCAUCUCACAGAAGACCCUGCAGGUCGCACGGAUCCUGACAACUUCCGUACUGCAGGCGAUCACUUCUUUGCCGAGGCCAGGCGACUUCUGUUCGAAGAUGAAACCCCGAGCCUGACGACUGUUCAGGCGCUCUGCAUCAUGUCGAUGCGUGAGCCGAGUACAGGGAGAGAAAGUUCAGGCUUUUCGUACAUGGGAAGGUGUCUUCGUAUGUGUGUUGAGCUUGGUUUGCACUUGAACUAUGGCGCCAAUUCUGCGCUGGGCUUGACACCAAGUGAGAUCGAAGUGAGAAAGGUCACAUUCUGGGGCUGCUUCACUGUGGAUACAAUCUGGACGAUCGUUACUGGCCGCAUAUCUCAGCUCCCUCGAGCUGCCAUUACUCUCGAAAAGCCUAUGCUGGAAGAGACGUCUGACCUUCCUGAGGCUUAUCCCGCCCCCUCACAAAUCGCAGGAGGCGGAGUCGUAACCAUUCGCAUGUUCCUCCAGGAAUUCACAUCGCUCGUGGAGCUCGUCAAUGACAACAACCACAUGUUCUUUGCGCCAAAAGAGCGACUUACGAGCAGUAAAUUGCUUGAUUUUUAUCAUAAAUACCAAGCCUGGUAUAGAAAACUGCCAGCUUUGAUAAGCCUGGAAGGAAAGAAGGAACCCGAGCCACACAUCUUGGUACUACAGUAUGUCUGA
This is a messenger RNA of Alternaria viburni, 1497 nucleotides long. RefSeq lists its product as uncharacterized. Lineage: Eukaryota; Fungi; Ascomycota; Dothideomycetes; Pleosporales; Pleosporaceae. Gene Ontology annotation, molecular function: DNA-binding transcription factor activity, RNA polymerase II-specific; DNA binding; zinc ion binding. Gene Ontology annotation, biological process: DNA-templated transcription; regulation of DNA-templated transcription. The transcript has 3 exons. The record is from RefSeq and is a predicted model, not a curated record. Bases 1 to 1497 code for a protein of 498 amino acids.